Molecule: messenger RNA, 1542 nt
Organism: Neoarthrinium moseri
Lineage: Eukaryota; Fungi; Ascomycota; Sordariomycetes; Amphisphaeriales; Apiosporaceae
Exons: 5
Coding region: 1-1542 (513 amino acids)
Cellular component (GO): nucleus; cytosol
Molecular function (GO): zinc ion binding; cysteine-type endopeptidase activity; cysteine-type deubiquitinase activity
Source: RefSeq, a predicted model, not a curated record
AUGAGUGCCCGGCCUACGACACCGGCUUCCCCCCGGAAUGCCAAGAUCAAGUCUCCUGCUCCGGGCACGCCUCUGUUCGGCUGCGAACACGUACAGCUUCUUCUCUCAAACGGUCCCGAGGUCGUGCAGAGCUCCAUCCAGUACUACAAGAUGUUGCUGAGGGUCAUCUUCGACAAUACUGCUAUUGUGCCGCAGACCACCAAGAGCCCCGACGGUGCUAUCGCCACCUCCUUGACGUCCAACUGGCUGUGUCUGCAGUGCUCCACCAUUGUCCCCGAGGAGGAACGCCCCAAGCACGGCCAGAAGAAGAGCCAUCGGUUCUACGUCGACUCCCGCAGUGGUUCGCUGUAUUGCCAAUUUUGCGAGGACUUCGUUUGGGAUCCCACACUCGAGGAGCUGAGAGUGAGAAAGAUAGGCACCGGCUCUUUUUCAGGUCGCAAACGGAAGCACGAGGAACUGUUCGCUGAUCCGGUCAAGGAUGACCCACGAUACAUAUCCUCAAACACCACGACGGCGUCGUGCAGAGCAGAUGGCCUCCGGGGCAUCUACAACGCCGGUGCCACCUGUUACCAGAACGUAGUCUUGCAGAGUUUUCUGCACAACCCGCUCCUCAGAAACUUCUACCUCAGCGAUGGCCACCAAGAGGGCGACUGUGAAGUGUCACAUUGUCUCAGCUGCGCCAUGGACAAUAUGUUUCAAGACUUCUACGCUCUGGAAACGACUAAUGGCUAUACAGCAGCCAACAUAUUGUCCGGUUUCUGGAUCAGCGAAAAGAAAGCAUUUGAAAACCUUGUGACCACCAAAGAGCAAGACGCUCAUGAGUUCUUCCAGUUCCUCGCUGAAGAGCUGCACGAGCGGAACGGCGAUGGCAAAAGACCCGAGACGGGUAGCGAGCACAGCUGCAACUGCAUUAUACACCAAACGUUCUACGGCAAGCUUCAGAGACAGACGACAUGCCAGUCUUGUGGCGGCGUUACUAUCGCGGUGGAGUCGUUUCUGGACCUGAGUCUGGGAGUUGACAGUUUGGCCCAGAAACGGGGCAAGAAGGCUAGAAACACCCCCCUGACACUGCUGGAAUGUCUCGACGAGGAAUAUAUCAAGUCGGAUAAGUGCGAGUAUCGAUGUCGGAACUGUGAUUCGAUGCAGCAGGCACGCCGCGAUAAUAGCAUCAAGCUUCUGCCGAACACACUAUCGAUACAACUGAAGAGGUUCGAGUUCAAACAAGGAAGCAGGGACAAAUCAGCGUCCAAGAUCGACACUCCUGUGCAGUUCCCUUUGACUCUCAACAUGACUCCAUACACAUCGCGCGGCAGAUCUGCAGACGCCAGAGAAAGCCAGGAGCUGGCGCGGUCGUGUACGUAUGAUUUACUAAGUGUUGUGGUCCACGUCGGUGAGAUAGACACAGGCCAUUAUACGACGUAUUGUCGAGUUGGCGAACAAUGGUUCGCUUUCAACGACCACCGUGUAGAGUUGGCGACGAAAUCAGAAGUACUGAAUUCGAAACCGUAUCUGCUGUUCUACAUCAUCCGCUCACUAGCCUAA